Molecule: messenger RNA, 987 nt
Organism: Malassezia pachydermatis
Lineage: Eukaryota; Fungi; Basidiomycota; Malasseziomycetes; Malasseziales; Malasseziaceae
Product: o-sialoglycoprotein endopeptidase
Exons: 4
Coding region: 1-987 (328 amino acids)
Biological process (GO): mitochondrial tRNA threonylcarbamoyladenosine modification
Cellular component (GO): mitochondrion
Source: RefSeq, a predicted model, not a curated record
AUGAAGCAGGAUCAUGGUGAUACGCAGGGCAUCCACCCAUUAGAGGCUGCGCGCGGACACCAUAGGCAUAUACCCCUUGCUAUUGCCCAAGCCCUAGAGCAGGCUCAGGUAUCGAUGGAGCAGCUUGAUGGCAUUGCCGUGACGCGUGGGCCUGGCAUGCCUGGAUGCCUGUCGGUAGGCAUGGCAGCAGCCAAGACCUUGGCGACUGUCCUACACAAACCUCUGAUCUAUGUGCACCAUAUGCGAGCGCACGCGCUCACCCCACUUUUGACUGAAGCGCAGCCGCCUACGUUUCCUUUUCUGACGCUUCUCGUGUCGGGUGGACAUACCCAGCUUGUGCUAGCGCAUAGUCUUGACCACUUCCAAAUCCUCGCUACGACCCUGGACGACUCAGUAGGGAACUCGUUCGAUAAGUUUGCGCGUGAACUGCAACUAGGGUGGCAGAGCGCGUCAGGCGCACUGGUCGAGCAGCUUGCUACAAAACAUGUACCCUCGAGCACGCAUAUAUAUACCUUACCGCGCAUUCUGCUGGGGACGUCCACCUUCUCUUACGCUGGCCUCCGAUCUGCCUCCACACGACUCAUUGGCUUGGCUGGCGGGCCUGAGAAUAUGACCCCUGAGGCCAAGGCAGCGAUGGCGUACGAGUUCCAACUCGCUGCCUUUGCCCCGUUGGAGGACAAAAUCACAAGAGCUCUCUCUCUCCGUCCGCCCAAAAAAGGCUGGAGCUUGCGCGACGACAGUGUCCUCUCGCCCUCGUCCAUCACGAGCGUGGUGUGCAGUGGCGGUGUGGCUUCCAACCAAUUUCUGCGUGCACGACUACGCAUGGCGCUGGAUGCAUGUGGUCGAACGGAUGUCCAAUUGCACUUCCCACCUGUGUCGCUGUGCGUCGACAAUGCUGCUAUGAUUGCCUGGGCAGGUCAUUUGUACUGGGAUACUCGAACCCAUGACGUAUCGCCUCAUGUCAUCGCAAAAUGGCCCGUAUCGUAA